GUUACCUCCUUCCCUCCCCUCCCUUGCUGGAGACAGGAGCAUCUAGCAGUGAGAUGGAGACAAAGGUCACACAAUUCCCAGGGGGCCAGGACAGCCCACUCUCAGCUGCAAGAGUUCCAGGGACAGACCGAGACGGGAAGAUGGGAACCACACAAGAUGCGGGAGGAAAGACGUUAGAUCUUGGACUUCUUCCUGAGGAAGCCAACCCUUCUGAAGAUCCUGAGGAUCCUGAGAGAGCCUCCUGGGCAGAUACCGCCAGCACUUUAGCCCUGUGUGGCUCACGCCCCAUGCGUAAGCGUCUCUCUGCCCCAGAGCUGCAACUGAAUCUGACUACGGAUACUGGAGGCCAUGGAGCUUCUCCCACUCCCUUCGUACCUUCCUCUCCUGAUGGCAGUUCCGACCUGGAGGUGGAUGAGUUGGAGACACCUUCAGACUCGGAGCAGCUGGACAGUGGACAUGAAUUUGAAUGGGAAGAUGAGCUGCCCCGUGCAGAGGGUCUGGGGGCCAGUGAGGCAGCAGAAAGGCUGGGCCGGGGCUGUAUGUGGGAUGUGGCUGGAGAAGAUGGUCAUCACUGGAGGGUGUUCCGAAUAGGACAGCGAGAGCAGAGAGUGGACAUGACUGUCAUUGAGCCCUACAAGAAAGUCCUUUCUCAUGGAGGUUACCAUGGUGAUGGCCUCAAUGCUGUCAUUGUCUUUGCUUCCUGUUAUCUCCCCAGCAGCAGCGUUCCCAACUACACCUAUGUCAUGGAGCACUUGUUCAGGUAUAUGGUGGGCACUCUGGAGCUGCUGGUAGCUGAGAACUACCUGCUUGUCCACUUGAGUGGAGGCACAAGCAGGGCCCAGGUCCCAGCUCUCGGCUGGAUGCGCCAGUGCUACCACGCUCUGGACCGCCGGCUCCGGAAACACCUGCGCGCCCUGGUGGUUGUCCACGCGGCCUGGUAUGUGAAGGCUCUCCUGGCGCUGCUGCGACCCUUCAUCAGUUCCAAGUUCACACGAAAGAUCCGUUUUCUGAACAGCCUGGGAGAGCUGGCCCAACUCAUCUCCUUGGAUCAGGUUCACAUCCCUGAAGCUGUCAGACAGCUGGACCGGGAUCUCCAUGGCUCUGGAGGGACCUAGUCUAAGACAGCAACCCAGGACCCUAGAACCAAGCAAAGAUAUUGAUCUGCCCCUGCCCUACCUGGAAACAGCCUGCCGCUUCCUGAACCUCCUCAUCCCCAAUCCCAGUGCCACAGGACCUUCCCUGUCAUUGGGGUGUCGUUCCUCUCAUAACCCUGUCUUCCACGCAGGGCUCCGAGGUCCGGCACCUGAUGUGCCUGGGGGAUCAUCACUUCAGCUGUAGGGGUACAUGCAGGGGUGUCUUGUAAGGGAAAGGGCAAGGCUGUAGAUGUUAGUCCUGCUCGAGCUGCAGAACCAAAGGCUCAGAACUGUGUCUCCUUGAGUGUCGCGUUCCUCCCCCGUAAAUGGGAGCCUCUGGUGGUCUGUGACUCUCAGGAUUGGUGGAGGGGUGGGCGGAGCCAACUGACCACUGCGAGCCGGCAGCUGGCACCCAGGAGUCCGCUCCCUCAAUAUGGAAGAACUGCUGCUUCCUUUCUCGUGAUGUCUGCUGCCGGUGAGCCUGGGAAGGAGUGCUUUCACAGCCCGUAGUUUCGACCUCUUGAGUCAAUCCAGAUCUGUGUCGGGUCAAUAAACUGCUGCGGGAUUUCAGCCCCGCUGGGCCUUACAUCACAAUGCGUCUGUUGGCUCAUUCUGGCUGCAGUGGUCC
Suricata suricatta (meerkat) is the source of this 1761-nucleotide messenger RNA. RefSeq names its product BCL2 interacting protein like (gene BNIPL). The record is from RefSeq and is a predicted model, not a curated record. Bases 54 to 1115 code for a protein of 353 amino acids. NCBI's taxonomy places the organism in Eukaryota, Metazoa, Chordata, Mammalia, Carnivora, Herpestidae. The transcript has 9 exons. Gene Ontology annotation, cellular component: cytoplasm. Gene Ontology annotation, biological process: apoptotic process.